Molecule: messenger RNA, 2300 nt
Organism: Tuber melanosporum (Perigord truffle)
Lineage: Eukaryota; Fungi; Ascomycota; Pezizomycetes; Pezizales; Tuberaceae
Exons: 2
Coding region: 1-1635 (544 amino acids)
Biological process (GO): glycerophospholipid catabolic process
Cellular component (GO): cytosol; intracellular membrane-bounded organelle
Molecular function (GO): A2-type glycerophospholipase activity
Source: RefSeq, a predicted model, not a curated record
AUGGUGGAUUUCGAUGUAGGGGCGUUCAUGAGCAGCUAUUCGCCCACUAUCGGCAUCGCAUUCUCCGGCGGAGGUUAUAGGGCAAUGCUGUCGGGUGCUGGGGAAUUCAAAGCGAUGGAUAGUCGAACUCCGGGGUCAACUGCCGUGGGAAACAUUGGUGGACUGUUGCAGAGUGCGAAAUAUAUUGCGGGUUUGUCAGGCGGAAGUUGGCUGUUGGGAAGUGUGGUGAUUAACAACUUCACCACCAUCGCCAAGUUACAGGCGGCGGGGAACGUGUGGGAUUUUGAGAACAGCAUCCUAGCUCCGGAAGGGGCAUUGCAUAUUGUGGACACUACUCUCUACUACAACGACCUUAACCGGGAAGUGCAGGACAAGGACAAUGCUGGGUUUGAUGUCAGUUUGACCGACUACUGGUCGCGCGCGCUUUCUCGCCAGUUUGUCAAUUACACUGAUGGAGGUCCGGGAAUAACUUACUCCUCGAUAGCGAAGACAGAUCGGUACAAGAACGCUGAAAUGCCGUUCCCCAUCAUUGUUGCGGAUGGCAGGAAUCCUGGGGAGACGAUCAUCUCUAGCAAUGCCACAGUCUACGAGUACAACCCCUUGGAGUUUGGAUCCUUCGAUCCUACUCUAUAUGCCUUUACCCCCAUGGGAUAUAUAGGAUCGAACGUCACCAACGGUGUUCCGAAUGAGAGUGGUGUAUGCGCUCGGGGUUUCGACAAUGUUGGAUUUGUGAUGGGAACAUCUUCAUCCUUGUUUAACGUCUUGAUUACUGAACUUUCCUCCACCGGCUUGCCCGGUGUUCUGAGGAAGCUCAUCGAGACUACCCUGAACUCAAUCUCCGCUGCUGAUAACGACAUUGCAGACUAUUCACCGAAUCCGUUCUUCGCUGUCAACCCUGACAUCAACCCCUCCGCGAAGACUAGAGAUCUGACACUUGUUGAUGGUGGCCUGGAUGGCCAAAACAUCCCUCUCCACCCACUUAUCCAACCAAUCCGCAAGGUCGAUGUUAUCUUUGCAAUGGAUAACUCUGCCGACACCAGAUCCAACUGGCCCAAUGGCACAGCCCUCAUCGCUACAUAUGAGCGUUCGAUCAAAGGUUCCCAAAGCAACGGAACCCUUUUCCCUUCCGUCCCAGACGUCAAUACUUUCAUCAACCUCGGCCUUAACAACCGCCCAACAUUCUUCGGCUGCGAUGGCCGAAACAUCACCUCAGACACGAACAAGUUCCCUCCAUUGGUAGUUUACAUCCCCAACUCACCCUACACCUUCAAUUCCAACAUCAGCACCAACCAGAUGGCAUACACAGCGUCCGAGCGUGACCUGAUGAUCGAAAACGGGUACAAUAUCGCGACCCGCGGCAACGCCUCCUUUGACGAGAACUGGCCCGCCUGCGUCGGUUGCGCCAUCGUUCACCGUGAGCAGGAGCGCAAGGGACAGACACAGACAGCGCAGUGCCAAAAGUGCUUCAAGGACUACUGCUGGGACGGGACGCGCAAUAGCGCUGUACCCAACGAUUACGAGCCCACGGCACUCGUCUCGGCCAAGAGCGCUGGCACAAAGAAUGGAGCGAAGAGCUGGGGAACAGUCAUUAUCGCGGUGUUAUCCGGGUUGGUGAGUGCUGUGUUGCUUUUGUAACGAAUCGAUCCACAAGUUAUAUGCUCCUCUUUCUCCAAUCGACCGAUCCACCGGCCUGGCCUGGCUCUUUCUCUCCCCUCUCACCUGGAAACUGCCGGAUCGAGGAGUUUGUCCGGGGCUUGAGGGGGGGGAUGCGUUGCUUUGUCUUUUUCUUCGCACUUGGAAGCCUGCAUUUUUGGGCGGAGAAGGAAUCUUGGGUCAUUCACGCAAUGUUCCAAUUCUUACCUUUCCCGUCUUCCUUCAUUCUAGUCUGGCCAUUGACCGCCGCGCCUCCGCUCUACCUACCUACCCUUCCUAAAACCUUUCUUUUCUCGAACGGGGCUAGGACCGGGACAAGCGGACGCUGGUAGUCAUUUUGUCUCCUGUAAAAUGUCUUUUUGUAUACCUUCUCUUCACCGGGUUUCUCAGCGAAGGGUUACUUCCUUUUCUUUUCCUUUCUUUUUCCUUUCUUUUUUUACAUAUUAUUUUAUUUUCUAUUACAUACCCUCAUUUGGCCUUUGUGUUUUCCUGUCUCUUUUGGGGAGGGAGUGUUUGUGGGGUUGGAUUCAGGUGUUUUCUCUUUUGCAAUAUGAUACUUUAAGUGAGGGGGGAAGAGGAGGAGGAAGAUAGGAUUGAAUUAUCACUUGAAAGGAGAGGACAAAUAAAUGCAUGUAUACAGUACACUA